CCCAAACAUUUUUUUUGAAUGAAUGUAGCAGUAUACACAGUAUUUAAUGUAUUAAGUUGCGUUUAGACCACACUUUGAUUCCACAGGUCAAGAUAUUUGUUUACUACGUUUAACAAAAUUAUACUGAAAAGAGAUAAACUGAGUAAUUUGUACAACAGACUAAAGAAGGAAGGGCAUAACUUGUAUUCUUGUCAUCUUGUAGUAUAGCUGUAUUGUACAGUAUUAUCAAAAUGAUUUUCACGAAGUGUUGGAGGAAAAAGGUCGUGGUGGAUCUUUAAGCAACAUCUUACUACUAUUUGCAUCAUAAUAGAAGACCGACUUACAUAUUUUAUCAUCGAAACACAAAUGGAUAGAGAUACCAAACUUCUUUUGUUCUCUGUCUGUGCAAUAGACUUAGAAAAUCGGUCAUUGUAAUGUGCCGUAGUGCAAAUGCUACGAAAUGUCAUUCACACCGAAAUACUUGUCAUAAACACACUUUUCAAAACAGAUUUCACUUAUUAACACAAAUAUAAGUGACAUUUAAAGAGGUACUUGUACAGUUUUCUAAAUCAGACGUGUGUCAAACGUAUGAAAAUACAAGAAACCAUCUAUAUUCUGCAACAUACCUGCCGUGAGAAAACUGAUGUCAGUAGCAGGUUCAAAUAGUUGGAGAGUAAUACCUUGUUUGCACACGAUUUUUCUCCCGUUAAUACAUGGGCGGAACCAGUGAAAAAAAAGUUGUUUUUUAUGCAAGAAUAGAUUCUUCUGUUUGUCAUAACAAAAAUAACUUAACCGAUGACGUAGUAUACCAAUAUUGAUUUCAGCGGAAUUGUUAACGACUGCUCCAUCAACGUCUGAGGUGGCUGAUUACUAAAACAGUAACGAUAUACAACAGUAUGAAGAUUUCCAUCGUUUCUGUUGCCAUUUCUCUUAUUUUGGGACUAAUUGCUGUCAGUGUCCCUGGGGUUGUAACAGCUGCAGAUGAUGCAUACGAGCUGUUUAAUCUACUCGACAGUUCUGACAGUAGAUCACUACUAAAAAAAUAUUUGACCAAAGAUGUGUUCAACCUACUAAUAUCUUACAAAACAAAAUAUGGCGGAUCACUUGCUGAUUGUAUACAAUCAGGAUGUAAGAAUCCAGAGAGUGUAUGCGGAAUUUACGCAUCAGACCCGGAUGCAUACGACACAUUUUCUGACGUGUUCGACCCUAUAAUAAGGGUUUACCACAACAUUGCAGAACUUAAACAGCCUGUUCCGAAUUUUGAUAUCAGUGGUGUUCCUUUCGAGGACCUUGACCCGGAUGGUCAUUACAUUGAAUCUAAUAGAAUCACUGUAAGAAGAAAUCUUGCAAAAUACGGCUUCCCGCCGACGACAACAAAUGAGGAGCGAAAGGCGAUAGAGACAAUGACAGUUAAUGCCCUGAAGGCUCUGAGUGGUGAUCUGAAAGGAACAUACUAUCCCCUACCUAACAUGAGACAAGAACUUUACAAACCGAUGGCAGAGGUGUUUCCAUUAGCACACGACGAUCCGUACAUGCUAUCUGAUAUUCUAAUAUAUUCAUUACCCCUAUUUGUUCAAUUGCAAAACAAAAAUGACUACGAUGUUUAUUUUAGUGAAAAGCGCGAUGCUGACAUUUACAGAGAUUGGCCGACAGGCCGUGGAAUCUUCCUUAACGAUAAAAAGGAUUUCUUAGUCUUUCUAAAUGAAGAGGACCAUCUCAACAUCGUAUCUAUGCAGAUUGGAGGCAACGUGGCUGCAGUCUGGCGAAAACUUAACAAGGGUCUAGUACCACUCGAAAAGUCUUUGAACUUUGUCCACAAUCCAAAGUUAGGUUACCUGACGUACUCACCAACCAAUCUUGGCACUACUCUAAGAAUCAGUGUUCGAAUUCGUAUCCCUGGCUUAUCAAAAUACACGGCCAAAUUCAAUGAGCUGUGUGAAGAGAAUCACCUUCAUCAAGAAGUAAUUGUUGAUGAAGUAUUUGAAAUCUCCAACAAAAGACUUAUGGGCCUUACAGAAGCACAGAUUUAUGAAGAAUUCAUGAUUGGAGUGAAGAGAAUCAUUGCCGUGGAAAAAUUGGUUACCAAGGGCUAAUUAUGUACAAACUUGAGAAAAGUAAAGCGAUGUCAUGAGGUUUUCCAACUCUUUCACUGAAAUAACAUUGAUACAGUAUCUUUUUGCUGUGAUUACAUUUGGAAAAUUAAGACAUUCAAACAUCAUUAAACAUAUAUAUUUCUCAACAAUAAGUUGACAGUGUGAGUGAAACUUAAAGACUUUUUGAAGUCAAACUUUGAAAAAUAUCAAAACAAUUAGACUAAACUGAAGACAUCUCAGCAAUCACCUCGACAUUUGUUAAAAUGUAAUAGUCCAUUUGAUUUUUCUUUUUUCUUUCUUCUAUGUGCAGUACA
Molecule: messenger RNA, 2386 nt
Organism: Mercenaria mercenaria
Lineage: Eukaryota; Metazoa; Mollusca; Bivalvia; Venerida; Veneridae
Product: arginine kinase-like
Exons: 8
Coding region: 876-2072 (398 amino acids)
Biological process (GO): phosphocreatine biosynthetic process
Molecular function (GO): creatine kinase activity
Source: RefSeq, a predicted model, not a curated record